This is a messenger RNA of Alternaria metachromatica, 630 nucleotides long. RefSeq lists its product as uncharacterized. Bases 1 to 630 code for a protein of 209 amino acids. The record is from RefSeq and is a predicted model, not a curated record. The transcript is spliced from 4 exons. NCBI's taxonomy places the organism in Eukaryota, Fungi, Ascomycota, Dothideomycetes, Pleosporales, Pleosporaceae.
AUGACCUUCAAGAUACGCAACGAGGACGAGUCUAUCGAGAACCAGCUCAACUCAACAUGGAAUACCUACUCCAAUCUGGUGGUCAACUGGACACUCAACUUCGGCACCGAUCUGCUGCUAUUCGGCCUUCCAUUCUUCAUCUUCAACUGCUUGAAGCUGCGUAGAAGACAAAAGGUCGGCCUGGUCGGAAUCUUCUCUCUAGGCGCCAUCACGAUGGCAAUCAGUCUCGCCCGUUUCAUCGUCUACAACAUGGACUACGACAUCGCCGACGCCGACGGCAACCUUUGGUGCACGGCCGAAAUGUGCACAGCCGUCAUCGUCGUCUCGCUCCCGUCCUUGAAGGCACUCAUCAUCAAACCCACACCCGCUACCUCAUCCAACCGCAGCAACUCAGGCUAUUUGCAAGCUGGCUCCGGCAAAACGAUCGGUAGCAAAGGUAUCAACUUCAACGGGCACAGCUCGAAUAUUCAGGGCGGCACUAUGGACGAUGAAAUGGAGUUGACUUUUCUGGACCGAAAGGCUAGCCCUACACCAACUGGAACCACUGAUGGGUCACGCUUGCAAGAUGGGAAAGAUAAUGUGAUGGUGACUACAGAUUUCGAGGUCACUAGUACGAGGAAUGUGUUUUAG